Paralichthys olivaceus (Japanese flounder) is the source of this 2632-nucleotide messenger RNA. RefSeq names its product coronin, actin binding protein, 1Cb (gene coro1cb). The record is from RefSeq and is a predicted model, not a curated record. NCBI's taxonomy places the organism in Eukaryota, Metazoa, Chordata, Actinopteri, Pleuronectiformes, Paralichthyidae. Gene Ontology annotation, molecular function: actin filament binding. Gene Ontology annotation, biological process: actin filament organization; cell migration.
GGGGGGUGAAAUCUGACUUUUUCUUUUGCGCAUGUGCAGUAGCUGGUUUCCACAGCAGCCUAUUGAAUUUAAUAACGAUGAGAAUAGACGAUUGCUAGUCUUCUACCGCAGGUGAGGAGCGGACAGGGGGGACGCUCCAUUCGUGCACCGGCGUCCUGAAACACCACUCGAUUUAAAAAACUAAAACAAAAAAACACAGGGGGUCUGCGGACAGUGAGGGGGAGCAAAGCGGCUGGGGCUGUUUUCUGUGGAGACACCAGAGCAACGUCCUGCAGGAGAAGGGCGCGACUCCUCCACCACCACAUUCAUGUGUUGUGAUUGAUUCCCCCCCCGUGCGUUCGAAAAUCCUGUAUAGAUUGAGGAGGAGAUAUGUCGCGGCGAGUUGUGCGACAGAGCAAGUUCCGUCAUGUCUUCGGUCAGGCCGUGAGGAACGACCAGUGCUAUGAUGAUAUCCGCGUCUCCAGGGUCACAUGGGACAGCUCCUUCUGUGCCGUCAACCCCAAGUUUGUUGCCAUCAUCAUCGAUGCCAGCGGGGGAGGAGCCUUCCUUGUUCUUCCUCUACUAAAGACCGGCCGCAUAGACAAGGUCUACCCGACAGUAUGUGGUCACACGGGCCCAGUGUUGGACAUCGAUUGGUGUCCUCAUAAUGACCUUGUCAUUGCGAGCGGCUCCGAGGACUGCACAGUCAUGGUUUGGCAGAUCCCUGAGAACGGGCUGGAGAAUCCCCUCUCAGAGCCUGUAGUUGUGUUAGAGGGCCACUCUAAGAGGGUCGGAAUCGUGACUUGGCAUCCCACUGCUCGCAACGUUCUCCUCAGUGCAGGGUGUGACAACCAGAUCAUCAUCUGGAAUGUGGGCACGGGACAGGCCAUGAUCAACCUGGAGGACAUGCAUCCUGAUGUUAUCUUUAGUGUCAGCUGGAGCCGCAACGGCAACCUGCUCUGCACUGCCUGCAAGGACAAGAAGGUCCGCGUCAUCGACCCCCGUAAGCAAAAGAUUAUGACGGAGAAGGACAAAGCCCAUGAGGGAGCUCGACCAAUGAGAGCCAUCUUUUUAGCAGACGGAAACAUUUUCACCACCGGAUUCAGCCGCAUGAGCGAGCGCCAGCUAGCCCUGUGGAAAAGUGACAACAUGGAUGAGCCAAUAUGCGUUCAUGAGAUGGACACCAGUAACGGAGUCCUGCUGCCCUUCUACGACCCCGACACCAGUGUAGUCUACCUGUGUGGAAAGGGUGACAGCAGUAUUCGGUACUUUGAGAUCACAGAUGAGGCACCGUUUGUUCACUACCUCAGCACCUUUUCCACCAAGGAGCCUCAGAGGGGCAUGGGGUACAUGCCCAAAAGAGGCCUGGAUGUCAACAAAUGUGAAAUCGCAAGGUUUUACAAAUUACAUGAGAGAAAAUGUGAACCAAUCAUCAUGACAGUCCCACGUAAGUCGGAUCUGUUCCAAGACGACCUGUAUCCAGACACGGCCGGCCCCGACCCCGCCCUGGAGGCCGAGGGGUGGUUUGCCGGCAAGAAUGGAGGCCCCAUCCUCAUCUCGCUCAAAGACGGCUACGUCUCCACGAAGAACCGCGACCUGAAAGUGGUCAAGUCAAACGUCCUGGAGACCAAGGCAGCGACAAAAGUAGAGAACACCCCGACUUUCCAGAAGCACGUUCCUCCACCAGCCUCAGCACAGAAAAUGGAAGACAAACUGGAAGAGGUACUCCGAGAGUUCAAGUCACUCAGGGACCGCGUCAUCCUCCAAGACCGUCGAAUCGCCAGACUGGAAGAGCAGGUCGCCAAGGUCGCCAUGUAAGACGCGGCCCCUUCCCUGGUCCGCUCGUUGUUUUGGAGAGAAAUCGAAUGGACGGCGUCAGCCACGGCUAAAUUCUCACGAUUCGGCUACAUUCAGCUCGACACCGUCUGCCAGGCGACGGGUCGGAGCCUACAUUCCAAGAUGAACUUUUUAUUUUUCUCAUCAACCUUCGGUUUUACAUUUUGCCCCAACACACACUGAGAAAAGGAAAAACUCUUGCAGCUCAUUUUAAAGAAAAGACAUUUUUUUGUUAAAGGAAAAGUCUUACCUUUUUUUUGUUUUCAAAUUGUGGUAAAACAUUCUUAUGUGAAGUUUGUACUUACUACUCUACUGUAGCAUCAGUAUUUCCAUUGUUCUUUUUUUGUGUUGCCAAAUAUGAAUGGUGUGCGGUUCCAUGCACUGCUUUUACAUUUAUUUUCUAUCCUGUUGUACAUUCCAGUCACAACCUGGUAGAAUGACUUAGUCGAGCUGGAUUUUUUUAAACAAUAGCUGUUGAACUUUUUUCCUCCCACCAGUUUGUUCAUUGAUAAACCAUCAGAUUUAUGAAUGUGGAAGAAUUCCUUUGAAAAACAUUUGCUUUCUGUUCUUCUGGGGAUUGAAAUUCAGCAUUGGGUUUUAAAGGGGAGUGUGGGGUGGGGGUUUGCAUCUCUCUGGUGUAAAUGUCGUGCAAAUGUAGUGGUGCCUCUCGUCACUGUCAAGGGUCAAACUAAAAGUCGCCCUCUCCGGUGCAUAUUUUGGUGUUGGGAAGGGACCACUCACCCAGCUUGUGUUUCACUGAACCCCCUGACAAACAGUUCUGUGCACAUAAUAAAGAUUUUACACAUGGAAACCUCCA